AUGGAGUUUGAAGAAGAGGAAAACAUAUUAGAUGCUAAAAAGAAAAGAACUCCAAACUUUGUGUUGGCUGAACGGUUACAUCUCAUGGAAAUCAUUUCAAAAAAAUAUGGUACAAUCCUGGAGGAUAAAAAAACAGAUAGGACUUCUGUGGAAGACCGAACAAAAGUUUGGCGCAAAGUCGAAAAUGACUUUAAUGCUACUAGUACAUGGGGGAUAUUUCGUGACAAAGAAUCCCUUAAACGUUUAUAUGAGAACCGAAAGAGGGAGGUAAGAAGGUUAAAAGCAAAAGAAAGUCAGCUUCGGUUAAGAACUGGAGGGGGUCCUGAAACCAAGAUAAAAAUAGAUCCAGCGGAUGAAUUGCUACUUUCAAUCAUGAAUAAGAAGAGUGUUGAGGGUCUUACUAACAAUUUCGAUUGCGACAACACUUUUCUGAAGACAACUUCUCAACAAGCUACAGAGCCAACUGCUGAGUUUAAUGUAGCAAAAGGAGUAAUGGUGUCUGACAUAGAGGAUGAUAUGGUAUGGGUUGUCCCAGAAGAUAAUCAGACUACAGCUUAUGAAUUCGAAACAGAGAAAUAUGUAGAAAGUUGUAAGACUGAGAGAAAUUAUGACAUUUGUGAUCAAGAACCCUCUACCAGCACUAGUAGUAAAAGUAUUGAUAAUGCAGAAGAACCCAACUGGAAAAAGGGCACUGAUUUGCAAAAACCUAAAGAUCAAGCUCUUGUUCCACCACAUUUAAGAGGGAAAAAAAGAAAGAAAGCAGUAGAAACAACACAACCGAAAAGACAAGGAGUCAAAAUUCUGUCAUCUUCAAAUAUUGCCAAAAAAUACGACAUACUUUUGGACCGGCGUGCCAUUUUAGUGGACAAGCAAAUUGAGCAAAUAAACGAAGAAUUACAUUUCCAAAAAAUAAAAAACAAAUUGGAAAUUGAGAUUCUCAAGUUGAAAGUUGAAAAGAAAAAAAAGGAGCAGAUUAGUGUAUAG
This is a messenger RNA of Diorhabda carinulata, 984 nucleotides long. RefSeq lists its product as uncharacterized. The transcript has 5 exons. Bases 1 to 984 code for a protein of 327 amino acids. The record is from RefSeq and is a predicted model, not a curated record. Lineage: Eukaryota; Metazoa; Arthropoda; Insecta; Coleoptera; Chrysomelidae.